CUUGCUCCAAGACUUAUAACUUGGCGCACCGCACUCCCGACCACACCCCACAUCCACUUUCCCCGUCUGGCUUUCUUCUCGGCGGAGGCGGAGGCGACAGGAAGGCGAACGACGAACCCUAGCCGCGCAAGGAACGCCCAGAUCCCCAAGGCCGGCCACGAUGGCGGCGGUUCGGUGCGCGGCGAGGAGGCUCGGUGGCUCCCUGCUCCAGCAAACGCAGGCGGUGGUCGCGGAGGAGGGACGCCUGCUCGCGCCAGGCAGGCUCAUGCGCUCCCGCCAGCUCUCCAGCCAGGUCUCCGGCGAGCGAUCACAGGUGGCGGAGCGACGACUCCUCGAGCCAGGCUGGCUCAUGCGUUCCCGCCAGCUCUACAGCAAGACCCCCAAGAAGAAGAAGCUGUCUGCCUUGGAAUCUGAGUUCCUGUGGACACAGGAGACGCUUAAUGCCUCGUGUGAUAGGUUGGAGGAGCUUCAAAAGAAAGCAGCACCAGAUGCCUUUAAGUUGGGCGUGAAGACCUAUGGACGUGUGGCUAAGGGUGUGGUCAGUGGAGCUGCCAAGCUGACAUUUUGCUUCUGUAUGGUUACUUCUGUUAUUUUUGGUGACAAGGGGGUACAAAGCCAGGCUGUUACCAAUGAAAACCAUUGAAGACGAGAUGGAAAAAUGAGAACCAAAGAUGGCGCGUGUUUUAAGUUAUAAAUUAUGACCUCUGCAGUUUGGCUAGCUAGCAGUCUAGCACUAUGCUAUGAUAUUGUGUGACAUUAGCAUGUUAUUAUAUCUCUUCGAGUAGAUUAUGCAUGAAAUUGUAGCUUGAUGCGAACAUACUUGCAAAGCUUGUAUCGUCAUUGGCAUGCAUUGUAGUGAUUGCAAUCAACUUAGAAGUUACUCA
This is a messenger RNA of Triticum aestivum (bread wheat), 884 nucleotides long. RefSeq lists its product as uncharacterized. The record is from RefSeq and is a predicted model, not a curated record. Lineage: Eukaryota; Viridiplantae; Streptophyta; Magnoliopsida; Poales; Poaceae. Bases 161 to 643 code for a protein of 160 amino acids. The transcript is spliced from 5 exons.